AUGGAGCGCUCACAAUACCUCCGAACUAAAAAAUUGUGCCCCAUUUGCGCAUCCCCACACCGCGACUCAAUUCAUUGCAAGAAAUCAUCUUGCUUCAAAUGCCAGAGAUGGCACUAUACUUCACGUUGUAUCCAAUCAACGUGGAAGGAAAAAAGCUUUCAGAAUGGUUCGAAAAGCGAACCAAGCAGCAACAAGAUCAUUAAAGACAGGAAACCUAGCGCUAAGGAGACUAAGACGUACAAGCCAACGUCGAAAAUCAACUACAUCAAUCAAGAACAAAAACAGCCUACACCAGAGGAGACUAUUGUCGUAGAAAUUCAGUCUGCAAGUUCGCAUCUGCAAAGGCAGCAAACUACCAUUUCACCAACUGGAGAGAUUGCAGUGGUGAACACAAAUGUAAGAACACUUCAAAAAGUAGUUUUGAUGGAUACCGGUGCCGAACUCUCUUUAGUUGACUCAUCAUUCGCUGCAGAAAUGGAUCUUCCUAUCAUAGAGGAAAAUAAGCUACGCUUAUGCACAUUCGGAUCCGAGGAAGCACGAGAAAAGCCGUCGAAUAAAAUCUCCCUCAAAGUAUGGGACGCCGAAGGUCGUCCGUUCUCUUUGCUGUUAUCCACGCACGAUAACUUGGUAAAACCAUUUAUUAUUUCUCCAAUUUCUACGGAAGAUGCAGACUUUAUUCAUCAACGUGGCCUUCCAGUAUACCUAACCAACAACGAACUAAAAGUGAAACGCACUAUAUACUAUUAG
Molecule: messenger RNA, 747 nt
Organism: Angiostrongylus costaricensis
Lineage: Eukaryota; Metazoa; Nematoda; Chromadorea; Rhabditida; Metastrongylidae
Source: the annotation of a GenBank genome assembly